Molecule: messenger RNA, 673 nt
Organism: Drosophila suzukii
Lineage: Eukaryota; Metazoa; Arthropoda; Insecta; Diptera; Drosophilidae
Product: zinc finger protein 395
Biological process (GO): regulation of transcription by RNA polymerase II
Cellular component (GO): nucleus
Molecular function (GO): RNA polymerase II cis-regulatory region sequence-specific DNA binding; DNA-binding transcription factor activity
Source: RefSeq, a predicted model, not a curated record
AACCGAAGGUACAAAAAUGUCCACGGCCGCCGUUUGGCCAAGCGCUCCAUCAUCGGCACCAAGGUGUGCGCCAAGGGUCCGGACGGCCUCUGGUACUCCGGCACCAUCUCGGACGUGAAAACCCCGCCCUCGUACUUGGGACCGCUUUCCCCCCCGCCGCCGCCCACCUUCCUGGCGCCGGGCGGCCCAGCUGACGCCGACACGCGCUACCUGGUCCGCUUCGAUUUCAAGACCGCCGUCGAGUCCCCAGCCGCGUCCACGUCCACUUCCUCGUCAUCCACCUCGUCCUCGUCCUCGUCAUCGUCCACAUCCUCCACAGAUCCGUCGGUCAUCGUGGAGGCGCGUCGCGUUGCCAGCGUCCACAUCAGUCCCGCCCAGGCCCUCCGCCGCAGCGCCAUGAUCAAGGAGUUCCGCGAGUCGGACCUCAUCGGACCCGGCUUCCGCUCCAUCAUGGACACCGAGCUGCAGCCCGCAAGGGUCUACUUCACCUACAAUGGGCGCGAGCAGAGCGGCGAUGUCGUCAAUCACGACGCCACCAAGGACGAGGUGAUUGUCAAGAUCACAACAGUGGAAAUGAGGAACCCAUUGAGCUGAAGAAGCGCCUGGAGGAAGUGCGUCUGCUGGAAUCGCGACGCUCCGCCCGUCUGGCAGACCAGGAUCGCGACACCGACUU